AUCAAAUAUCCAAUCAUUCUCCUCCUCCGAUCCAACUUCCCCAUUCUCUCACCAAAAUCCAGAAAGAGAGAGAAACACAGACCCCAGAUUCCAAUCACAGAUGGCUUCCUCUUCUUUCAGCGGCGACGAGACCGCUCCCUUCUUCGGCUUCCUCGGCGCCGCCGCAGCUCUCGUCUUCUCCUGCAUGGGCGCCGCGUACGGCACCGCGAAGAGCGGAGUCGGCGUGGCCUCGAUGGGAGUGAUGCGGCCGGAGCUGGUCAUGAAAUCGAUCGUUCCGGUGGUUAUGGCUGGAGUGCUUGGGAUCUACGGGCUCAUCAUUGCUGUGAUUAUCAGCACCGGGAUUAAUCCCAAGGCCAAGUCUUAUUACCUGUUUGAUGGAUAUGCUCACUUGUCCUCUGGCCUUGCUUGUGGCCUCGCCGGGCUCUCCGCCGGAAUGGCCAUCGGGAUCGUCGGUGACGCCGGUGUCCGGGCCAAUGCACAGCAGCCAAAGCUCUUUGUUGGCAUGAUCCUUAUCCUCAUCUUUGCUGAAGCUCUUGCUUUGUACGGUCUCAUUGUGGGGAUUAUUCUCUCAUCCCGAGCAGGGCAAUCUCGUGCAGACUAAGGAUAUCAGCUUGGUUAUUGAUCCUCUCAGUCCUUUGUAGAGGAUGCACAUUCACUGCCUCGACAAUUCUGUUAUCUCUAUAAAGUUCGAUUAAGUUUAGUUAGAAUUAUUAUAUUGUUAUUUGAGCGGCACUAUGUUUGUAGUUAUGAAGAAACAUUUGUUCUGAAUGCCAUUUUCCCUUGCUUCAAAAUAAGGACAGAUUAGUCGAUGAGAACUGGGUUUUGGUGGUUUUGUUAUAUAAUUGAUAUAAGUAGCUAAUUGAAUGAUAUAAGAGGCUGUUUGUUUCUAAAUACGAGUUACUUGCUUGA
This is a messenger RNA of Fragaria vesca subsp. vesca, 909 nucleotides long. Its product is annotated as V-type proton ATPase 16 kDa proteolipid subunit c4-like. The transcript has 3 exons. Bases 101 to 601 code for a protein of 166 amino acids. Gene Ontology annotation, molecular function: proton-transporting ATPase activity, rotational mechanism. Gene Ontology annotation, cellular component: proton-transporting V-type ATPase, V0 domain. The record is from RefSeq and is a predicted model, not a curated record. Lineage: Eukaryota; Viridiplantae; Streptophyta; Magnoliopsida; Rosales; Rosaceae. Gene Ontology annotation, biological process: proton transmembrane transport.